Messenger RNA from Cladocopium goreaui, 1929 nucleotides. The record is from the annotation of a GenBank genome assembly. NCBI's taxonomy places the organism in Eukaryota, Dinophyceae, Suessiales, Symbiodiniaceae.
AUGCCUGGAGGUUAUGACUCCAUACCGGGUGCAGGAGUUUCAGAUUGGCUUUCAGGUUUGUGGGACACUGCGGGUCUAGACGACACGGCAGAUGGAGACGAAAUCCGACUUGCCCAGUCACCGCAGUGGGGCCUCACAGUGCAGCCCAGCUUUUUCUCCGCACCUGAGGUGGUGGUCCAACAGUCGGGUCUCUGCAAGUGGAUCAGAAAACUCGACGGCACCGUUGCACUGGCGGCCAAGCCGGACAUGGUCUUGACCGUCGAAGGAUAUCUUGGAACGGGCCACACGCGAAUCGUGGUCGCGACGGCGGGCAGCGUGGCGCCACCCGCCGUGAUGUGGAAGAUCGAUGCGGAGGGACGCAUCAUGUUGGAACACUCGCCGGACUUGGGUCUGAGCGUACCAUAUGGUAAGUUCGAAAGUGGAGCUCCGGUGAUUCUCUCCAAUGUCACUGUGGCUGGUGAGAACAACAAAUUUCGCCUCAACGCUGCAAGUGGUGGCAGUUUGCAGGCAGCGACCCCCAGCAAACUCCGAAUCUCUGGUAGCAGAGGAGAUCCCAACACCCUGUGGACUUCGCUCACUGGAGCCAUCACUUACCAGCAGGGCUACAUCGCUAUUUCGCAGGCUUACCGCGACGCUGACUCCUCUUGGGCGUAUGUGACAGAGAAUCCACACCAUCCACAAAUUGCGAGCUUCGUGAAGGAGCCCUGGGGUUCCAAAGGCUUCCUUUUGAAGCUAGUGGAGGGCAAGGGCAAGGCCAAGAACGAGCCACGCUAUAUGUCUUGCAUACUGGAUCUCACGGACGACAGAAGAGACGAGAACUCAACCUGGGUCUAUGUGACCAAAAAGAGGACUCUGGCCUCCGCCUUCGAGGAGGAAUCUACCAAGGAGGGCUUGGUCCUGAAAAGUGGCAGCAGUUACCUUUGUUGCGCCAAGUUCAAAGAUCGGCCCACGGAAUUUGGCAGCGACUACACCUGGUUGUACAGUGUGCACAGCAGCCACCUGGCGGCCUGUGUCGUGGUUGAAGCAUUGCCCGACGCCAAGCAGGAGGAGCCCUGGUGGAAGGCCUUCUUACGGAAAUAUCAAAAACACAUUCAGCUGUUUCUCAUCCUCCUUGGAGUGUUGGUUGUCGUUUCAAUCAUAUUGGCGAUCUCUCAGCCUUCUCCGGCACGGGAUGACCCGCUGCAGAUUAUCGUUCCGUAUGACUGCAACCACCAGCCGGAACGCAUGUGGUCCAACACCAAAACGGCUUGGUGUUGCAAGCACCACACUCUGGGGUGCCCAACCACGGAAGCUCCGGCCCGCGCCCCUGUCGGGGGAGUGCCUGGGGUACCUGGGACUGCUGGGACCAUGUUAGCUCCAAAAACCGCGGAUGAUGAUUGCUUCACGGACGUUCUCAAUUGGCAACGCGAUUGGACCAUCAGUAAGCAGAACUUCUGCUGCGAGAAGCAUGGCAUCGCGUGCAAGGCUGCUCUGACCACACCAGCCUUCAACUGCAAUGAAGACUACCACAGCUGGACAGAGCGCUGGUCCUAUCGGAAGAAGCUCUGGUGUUGCCUCCAUCAUGAGCGCGGCUGCCCUGCGGGCGGACAGGUUCAAAGCACUUUUGACUGCGCCGCAGGCUAUGAGGAUUCCGACACCUGGGCUCAGGAGAAGAGGGAGUGGUGUUGUUAUCACGCUUCUGUGGGCUGUCCUACUUCACCAUCUGCCAAGUACAACUGCGAUGCAGGAUACACCAACUGGCUCCACGGAUGGUCUGAGGGCAAGAAAGUGUGGUGCUGCUUCCACAGUGGCCGUGCAUGCUCUGAGACGAGCAACGACAAGGCGUAUGACUGCGACGCAGGUUUCGACAACUGGCAAGUGGGCUGGUCCAACAGCAAAAUCGAUUUCUGUUGCCAAACGCAGCAGAAGGGCUGUGCUCAUGUGGUAUAG